UUGAAUAGUCGUGCUUCGAAAGUAAUAUUGAAGGUGUGUUAUAUUGCUUUUAUUAAUUUAUGUUAUCAUCUGAUCCUUCAUCAACAAAUAUUUCCUUUUUUGCAGUGGGAAAUCGUUGAAUCUAGUUUGAUGACAUCUGUGAUCGAACAACAACAACAAAACGCGACUUCGGGAGCAACUUCACCAAUCAAAUCGGCCGCCACAAUUCAACCAUCCGCGUUCAAUCAGAACAACGCGACUCCGAUUACAAACACGGUAUCACCAAAAGUUCGACUCGAUUCACUUGGAGCCGAUCAACCGCCGACGAAAAGAGCCAAAGUUUUUGAGCAAGAAAACGUGCUUUCUGGAGUUCAGGUUGGUUUUUAUGAAUAUUAGUUUAGCUCAAGUCUCAUUCCGAAUCUGAACGUUUUGCUUUUUAUUCUUCUAAUAAAAUAGAUUGAGAAAUCUUUCACGUAUUUAUUUUCUAAUACACGUCAUUCUUCACGUGCAGUAUUCAUUUUGAAAAAUUUUUGAGCAAUGUGUUGAUGAGUUUCGAGUUUCGGAAUUUCUUUCGCAUAUUUCGGUGUGAAAUAAGGUCAACAAUUAGAACUAUAGGAUUUCAACAUAAUCUUCUUUUUCUUUCUUUUCUCUCACACUCCCAACGUGAUCUUUUUUUUCUCGUAAGAUUUUAAUUGCUUAUUAUUUUCUGGUUAACAUGUUGCCCUUGGCAACUGUUAUAAUAUAUCAUUGUUAGAUUUUGUUACUAGUAUUUCUAGUCGUUUUUUAUUGAAUGAAUGUAUUCAGCUUAUAGGAAACAUUGUAUUUUAAUAAAGGUUUGUGAAGAUUUCGUAAUAACAACUUUAUGAAAACGAAAAAAACAAAUACACACAGUGUUUGCCUAUUUAAUGUCCAGUUGUUGAUCUUUUUUUCCAUUUCAUUCUGUUCUUUUUCCGUUCCCUCCCCUAGUAGCCAAACGAACACUCUCACUUCUUAUCACCUUUUUUCCCAACUAACUAAAAAUCAUCAUUUUUCAUUCAGGUGUUUUUUUCUUGUUGAAGUUUUGAAAUAUUUCCGAUUUUCCAGCAAUCCGACAAAAUCGAAGUUGAUCCACCAGUUGGAAACGGAACUAAUUCUCAACAACAACAAAACUCACAGAAGAAUAACGGAAACAAUAUGAGCGACGAGAAGAAUGGAGAUGUUUUGGACAAAAAUUUGUACUCGAGACAAAUGUGAGUGUUUUUUAAUGAUUUGAAAAAAAGCAAACUAGAAUUUAUUCUCGAAAAUUUUCAGUUACACUUUGGGAGAAUCGGCUAUGGUGAACUUGAGAACCGCUUCAGUCUUGAUUUCGGGACUUGGAUCAGUUGGUGUCGAAAUCGCCAAGAAUUUGAUUCUUGGAGGUAAUUUUUAUUUUUUUUCCUUUAUAAAAAAAUUACCAAAAUCAUUGCUUCAGGUGUUCGUCAUGUCACAAUUCAUGAUACCAAAACAACAGAAUGGUUGGAUUUAUCAGCUCAAUAUUAUUUGCGUGAAGAUGAUAUUGGAAAAAAUCGUGCUUCAGCUUGUUAUGAAAGAUUGGCUGAAUUGAAUGAUAGUGUAAAUGUUGAAGUAUCGAUUGAUGAUCUUUCUGAACAUCUUGUUCAACGCUUCGAUCUUGUUGUUCUAACUGAUACCAACAGAUCUGUCCAAAUCCAAGUUUCGAAAUGGACACGAGCCCAUUCUCGCCGACUUCUUGUUGCUGAUGCUCGAGGUGUUUUCUCGUAUAUUUUUAAUGAUUUUGGAGAGAAUUUCCGAAUUGAUGAUGGAACCGGUGAACAAGUUCGCGAAUUCUUUAUUGAACAUAUUGAUCGAGCAACCGGUGAAGUCACAACUUUGGAGAAUUUGUUCCAUGGUUUGGAAGAUGGAGAUUAUGUGACAUUCUCAGAAGUAAAAGGAUUGGAUGGAAUCAAUGGAAUUGAACCAAUCAAGAUUGUUGUCAAAAAUGCAUUCAAAUUCAAUAUUGGAAAAGUUGCUGAAAACUUCCCAGAUUAUAUUGAAGGAGGUCGUUGUAGACAAGUCAAAGUUCCACAUCAUGUAACCUACAAAACAUUCGAAGAAUCAUUCGCUGAUCCAGAAUUUGUUAUUUGGGAUUAUGCGAAAUUCGAUUAUCCACCACAAUUGCACGCAUUAUGGACUGCUUUGUAUUCUUUCGAAGAAAAAUAUGGAAGAAGACCAGCUCCAAGAAGCACAUCUGAUGCAGCACUUUUGAAACAAGAAUUGAAAGGAGAUGUUGAAAUUAGUGAGAACUUGAUUCAACUUUUUGCAUUCCAAGCAUCUGGUAAUUUGGUGACUGUUUCAUCGGUUGUUGGUGGAAUUGCUGCACAAGAAGCGAUGAAAGCUGUUACACAUCAUAUGACACCACUUAAACAAUGGAUGUAAGUUUUGUAUUUGGGAAAAAUAUAGGUUGAAUCAGAUUUUUGUUAAAAGUUUCUGAUCUAUAUAUAUAGAAAAACUGAUCGAUUCAAUUUUUGUUGCCUCUCAAACAUUUCUGAAACAUAACUUUUCAGGUACCUUGACCACGUGGAAGCUCUUCCUGGAGAUUGGACAUCAUUCGACAACGAAAAAUUGACCGAAGCUGAUUGUCAACCACGUCAAUCGAGAUAUGAUGGACAAGCUGCGAUUUUCGGAUGGCCAUACCAAGAAACACUCUUCAAACAACGUUGGUUUGUUGUCGGAGCUGGAGCAAUUGGAUGCGAAUUGUUGAAAAACAUGGCAAUGAUGGGAUUGGCUUGUGGAGAAGGUGGAUUGAUCAAAAUCACUGAUAUGGAUCAAAUUGAGAUUUCCAAUUUGAACAGACAAUUUUUGUUCAGAAAGAAGGAUGUUGGAGUGAGUUUUUUGCACUAAAAGUUUUAGCUCAUAAAUGAAUGUUUUGCAGAUGAAAAAAUCGGAAUGUGCUGCACGUGCUGUGACUUCUUUCAAUUCAGAUGUUCGAAUUCAAUCAUUGGCUGAAAGAGUUGGAGCAGAUACUGAGAAUAUUUUCACAGAUGAAUUUUUCGAUGAAUUGAAUGGUGUUGCAAAUGCACUCGAUAAUGUUGAUGCUCGUCGUUAUAUGGAUCGUCGUUGUGUUUAUUAUCGUCUUCCACUUCUCGAAUCAGGAACAAUGGGAACAAAAGGAAAUACUCAAGUUGUUUAUCCAUAUCUCACUGAAUCCUACAGUUCUUCUGUUGAUCCACCAGAGAAAGAGAUUCCAGUUUGUACAUUGAAGAAUUUCCCGAAUGAAAUUCAACAUACAAUUACAUGGGCAAGAGAACAAUUCGAAACAUUCUUUGCUCAACCAGGAGAAGUUGCCAACAAAUUCUUGCAAGAUGAAAGACAAUUCAAUGAACAUGUUGAGAAAUUGGCAAUUGGACAAAGAAUUCAAAUUUUGGAACAAGUCAAAGAUGCAUUGAUUGAUGGAAGACCAUCGAAUGCUGAAGAUUGUAUCAAAUGGGCGAGACAACAAUUCCAAGAAUUGUAUCAUAAUAAUAUUGCACAAAUGUUGCAUUCCUUCCCACCAGAACAAUUGACUGAUCAAGGUGCCAAAUUUUGGUCUGGAGCUAAAAGAUGUCCACAUGUUUUGAAUUUUGAUCCAUCAAAAGAUGAGCAUUUCAAUUUUGUGUAUGCUGCAUCGAUUUUGAGAGCUGAAAUGUAUGGAAUUCAACCAAUUUUGGAACGCGAAGAAGUUAUUCGAGUAAGUUUCAGCAAAAAUUGAUUUUUUUUACAAAAUCAAAAAAAGUGCUGAAAAUGUAAUCUUUGAAAGAAAGUCUCAAUAUUCUAAAAAUUCACUCAAAUCAAAUCUUUUUUCUCCAGGUUGCUCUCUCUGUCACUCCUGAACCAUUCAAACCAAAAGUCGGUGUCAAAAUUGCUGUCACUGAAGCUGAAGCAAAAGAACAAGCUGAAAGUGGACUCGGAGAUGAUGAUGCAGUUGUUGAAGCAUUGAAAUUGAAAUUGGCUCGAUUGAAUGUGAAAACACUUCAAAAAUUGAAUUGCAUCGAUUUUGAAAAAGAUGACGAUUCAAAUCAUCACAUGGAAUUCAUUACUGGAGCCUCGAAUUUGAGAGCUGAAAAUUAUGAUAUUCAACCAGCUGAUCGAAUGAAAACCAAACAAAUUGCUGGAAAAAUUAUUCCAGCUAUUGCAACAACAACUGCAGCUGUUGCUGGUUUGGUUUGCGUUGAAUUGUAUAAGGUUGGUUUUUUAUUUUUAUUUUUUGAUUUAUAGAAUCUAAAAAUCAAUAUUCUAGGUCAUUGAUGCGUCUGGAAUUCCAAAAGUUCCACUUGAUCGCUUCAAGAAUACUUUCAUCAAUCUGUCCUUGUCAUUCUUCUCAUCUGCUGAACCAAUUGCUGCACCCAAGAAGAAAUAUCUUGAAAAAGAAUUCACACUUUGGGAUCGAAUUGAUAUCACUGGACCACUAACAAUGGAGAAAUUCAUCGAGGAUCUUCAAAGACAAACUGGUUGCGAACUAUCGAUGUUGUCUGCCGGAGCAUGUUUGCUCUAUUCGUUCUUCAUGCCACCAGCAAAGAGAACCACAAGAUUGGCUACUGGGUGAGUUGAAGUUACGGAGAUUUUUUUCAAAUUUUUAAAUCGAAAAAUCGUAUUUGUUUUAAUUUUCGAAUUGAAAGUUUAAAAAUUUAUCUUGAAGUUUUAUUAUUAUUUUCACAAUUUUUUUCUCAUUUAUGUGAGAUGAAAUUUAAAUUUAUUCUGGAGAAAAUUAAUUUAUCGUCAAAAAAAAAUUUUUUUCAGAGUUCGUGAAGUUUUCGAAGAAUUAUCGAAAAAGAAACUGGAUGAUACUGUCCGAUACAUUGUUCUCGAACCAAUGAUGAAUGAUCCAAACGACGAAGAUGUCGAAGUCCCAUAUAUUCGUUAUGCUUUGUAA
Caenorhabditis angaria is the source of this 4864-nucleotide messenger RNA. NCBI's taxonomy places the organism in Eukaryota, Metazoa, Nematoda, Chromadorea, Rhabditida, Rhabditidae. The record is from the annotation of a GenBank genome assembly.